CGUUCAACGCCCAUUUCUCUCGGUCAAGAUGGCUUCUCCGGCGAGUCUGUUGCGGUGUUUGCGACCUGUCACCCUCGCUUUUAAAACGGGCGGUCACGGUAACGGGGUGCUUUCGGGAUCUCCUCGGCGCACGAUCGGGGUGCGCACACCCGGGCGGGUUUACAGCUCCCGGAGCAGCCUGUACCAGCAUGCCCGGGAGGGAUACAGCGACAGACCCGAUUUGGACAUGCAGUAUGUGUGCAGACGUACGGAGGAGGUGAUCAGAAACGUGGAGCUCCGAAAAGGGGAGCUGGGGAAGCAGGACGUGCUGGAAAUAGUGUCCUUGUGGCAGGAGCUCCAGUCAGUACAGUCCGAUAUCGCCCGGCUGGAGCUGCAGAAGCAAGAUGUCAGUGAGCGAGUGAAGGCUCUUGUGGAGCGUCAUGACAAAAAGCUUCUCCCGACACUCCUGGAGUACCAGGUCUUGCGGACGGAGGGGAGGUCAAUUCGGCAGCGUUUGAAUGACCUGCACCCCCGAGAGAGAGAGCUGGACGAGAGCUUCUACACACGGGCACUGAGACUGCCCAACCGUACCCACCCCCACACUCCAAUCGGAGACGAGAGUCAGGCACGGCUGGUCGAGACAUUCGGACAGAAGGCCGAUUUCGACUUUAAGAUUAAGGGCCAUUUGGAAAUUGGAGAGGACCUGGAUAUAAUCAGACAAAGGCGCCUGGCUCAUGUUUCAGGUCACAGGUCCUAUUACCUGCGGGGGGCCGGUGCUCAGCUGCAGUACGCCCUGCAGAGCUUCGUACUGGACAAGCUGCUCAGAAAGGGUUUUAUUCCAAUGGCAGUCCCAGACAUGCUCAGGGGAGCUGUGUUUGAAGGCUGUGGGAUGCAGCCCCACUCUCAUUCCUCCCAGGUCUAUGCGCUCGACUCCUCCAGGUUCCCUGAUCUCAACCUGGCCGGCACGGGGGAGGUUGGCAUUGCAGGAUAUUUUAUGGACCACGCAGUGAACAUCAAGGACUUGCCGGUCAGGACAGUGUGCUCCAGUACCUGCUACAGAGCUGAGACAGACACUGGACGGGAAGCUUGGGGCCUGUACAGGGUGCACCACUUCAACAAGGUGGAGAUGUUUGGCGUCACGGCUGACGAGAGCGGUCAGGAAAGCGCAGAGCUGCUGGCAGAGUUUGUCUCCAUUCAGAAGGAGAUCUUCUCUGAGCUUGGGAUGCACUGCAGAGUGCUGGACAUGCCCACCCAAGAGCUGGGGCUGCCUGCCUACAGGAAGCUUGAUAUUGAGGCCUGGAUGCCAGGCAGGGGCAAGUUCGGAGAGAUCUCAAGCGCUUCGAACUGCACAGAUUAUCAGAGCCGCAGGCUGAAUAUCAUGUACCACGGAGACAACGAGCGGCUCAAGUAUGCACACACGGUGAAUGGAACUGCCUGCGCUGUACCCAGGACUCUCAUCGCUAUACUGGAGUCGAAUCAGAACAAGGACGGCAGUGUGCGAGUUCCCCAGGUCCUUCAAUCCUUCCUGGGCUCAGAGGUGAUCGAGAAACCAAAGUACAGCCCGCUGAGAUACAUUGGACCGAACCAGCACCACCGGAGAGGAGAAAAGAGCUGAGCUGUGCAGACUGGGAAUGCUGGGGGGAGGGCUAGACUGGGAACACUGGGUGAGAGACGGGGAACGCUGGGUGAGAGACUGGGCACCCUGGGCAGAUAGACUGGGAACGCUGGGUGAGAGACUGGGAAUGCUGGCUGGAGCAGGGUUGUUAGUGUGAUUUCUGUUCUUGUCCAUUUCAGAGACUUUGUUGCUGUAACCCUUUCCUGUUCAGUCAGGCUCAGCCUAUCAGCUUGCCUGUUCCUUGUCGUGUAAAUAUGAAACAUUUUCACAAGUAAACACAGCUAUUGCUCAGAACUGUCUGUGCUAGUUGGUUUUUUUUAGUCUCUGUUGUUCUGUGUGCAGAAUGCUGUGUACAGAUCUAUAGAAACGCUAAGAGAAACUUAAUAAAUUCAAUGACAAGCGUUUCCAUUAGAAGUCUUUCUCAAUGUCUUUGCUUCUAGUCAAACGGAGAGACAGGGAGGGAGGGGGAGAGCGAGAUCUUUUAGGAAUGGCAGCGAUUUUAAAAGGAGUUUGGAUUGGUGAGUGGCGUUGACCCCGGUGUCUGUUAGUGUCAAGAGCAGCUGGCAGGCAUGGAGCUCAAAUCAAGCUUAAAACACAUUGCAUCCUUCUUUUUCUUUUAUUCUUAUUGGGGUUGAAUUAUUCUUAUUUUUAAUCUUCACUCAGGAUCAAAACCUUUGCAACUCGGAGAUAAAUUCAGUGUAACUUUCAUGACACACGUUUCCACUAGAAGUCUUUCUUAAAUAUUAAUUAAGGUCCUUGUAAUAUUUCUAAAUGCAGUGUUUAGUAGUUAAUGAUGAGUGGGAAUCAGAGUGAUGCUGUCUGUAGUCCUGCUGCAUGUGUGCUGCGUGUUGUCUUUUGUGUUUUACUAAAGCACGGUCAGGAAUUGUUUGUCCAGUACUGUUUUAACGUCCCACCAGACUAACACAAGCAUAUACAAAAUAAAACAUGACCAAGUGCUUUGAUGUACAUAUACAGUUAUUGUAAUAUGAUGUAUAAAUAAAUAUAUACAGCACAGAAAA
Molecule: messenger RNA, 2613 nt
Organism: Polyodon spathula (Mississippi paddlefish)
Lineage: Eukaryota; Metazoa; Chordata; Actinopteri; Acipenseriformes; Polyodontidae
Gene: sars2
Product: seryl-tRNA synthetase 2, mitochondrial
Exons: 16
Coding region: 29-1594 (521 amino acids)
Biological process (GO): mitochondrial seryl-tRNA aminoacylation
Cellular component (GO): mitochondrion
Molecular function (GO): tRNA binding; serine-tRNA ligase activity; ATP binding
Source: RefSeq, a predicted model, not a curated record